This is a messenger RNA of Cadophora gregata, 824 nucleotides long. RefSeq names its product kinetochore-associated Ndc80 complex subunit spc25 (gene SPC25). The record is from RefSeq and is a predicted model, not a curated record. Lineage: Eukaryota; Fungi; Ascomycota; Leotiomycetes; Helotiales; Ploettnerulaceae. Bases 45 to 824 code for a protein of 259 amino acids. Gene Ontology annotation, cellular component: Ndc80 complex. The transcript is spliced from 2 exons. Gene Ontology annotation, biological process: chromosome segregation.
AUCCAACUACAUCACUAGAAAACACUGCACUGUUCACGCCCAAAAUGUCUACAUUGUUCGAGCCAUCACUUUCUACCAGCGCAAUGCGGCCCCCUCUUUCCUCCGCAGACGCGCCUUCAAUGGCAGAUUCCUUGCCAAGUAUCAAUUUCGGAUUCGAUGAACUGCGCGACCGUAUGACGAAGUUCACAGUCAAAUUCGAUGCCUUUAUUGAGCAGGGCCGCAAGCGUGUCUUGGAGGAGAGAAAUCAGUUUCGCAUGAACGUUGCCGAGCUCAAAGAGGACCAGCGCAUGAAGAGGAGAGACAUUGAGAUCCUCUCUCAGAAAUCCAGCACCCACCAACAGACAGUUGCAAAAGAGGAGGCCGAGACCAACGAGAUGAAGACGGCUAUUGCAUCCCUUAGCGCACAACGAGAUGGCCAUGUUGCAACUCGAGAUAGUCUAAAGCAGCAAAUUGCAGACACGCAGAAACAAAUUGACAUACGUCUUGCAGCACAGCGCGCUCAUGCGCAACAUAUCGAUGCGCAAUCCCGAUUCAACAUACCAGAGAUGGAUUUCUGGACCUCUAAUUUGUGCAUGACACUUGAAGGAGCGGGGUUGAACGACCGACUGAAGUUUAUGUUCACACACAUUGAUGACAGGGACUGGACUAGGGAGGCAUGGUUUGAGUUGGAUACGUCCAAGUGGGAAUACGAAAUUCCAUAUUGCAAGCCUAAGUUGGAGAAGGAGCAGAUCGAGAGAGUGUUGGACAAAUUGAACGAAAGUAGGGACCUGAGAGUACUGCUUAAGGGAAUGCGGGAAUUGUUCGUCGAAGCAGUGAAAGGAUGA